UUCACCUCUUCUUUUACCUUAGCUUCACGUACGAAACUCAAUCCUUUAAAUAUUUGGGGUUGUUAUCCUAAUCUCUUUUCAUAUGUAAGAAAAGCACAACAAUAUCACCAUUCACCAUUGAUAGCUUUGAAAAGACACCGUUAUGGAUAGAGAUAGAUAUCCAACGUUUUUCCCCGAGACAAGGCCGAGAAACCUCGCUCAAAAAAUUCUUUGGGAGCUAAAGGUGCAGCGGCCAAUAGUGCUUCCAUUGCUGGUGAUGAACUUCACUUGGUUUGCGAAGCUAUCCAUCACGUUGGUGUUUCUUGGGCGGCUGGGAGAGCUUGCCUUGGCCGGAGCCUCCCUCGGAUUCACCUUCGCGAAUGUCACCGGAUUCGCAGUCUUGAAUGGCCUGUGCUGCGCUAUGGAGCCCAUAUGCGGACAGGCGUUUGGAGCUAAGAACUUCAAGCUCCUACACAAAACCCUUGUCAUGGCAGUCUUGCUGCUGCUCCUAGUCUCUCUUCCUGUGGCUUUUCUGUGGCUCAAUGUUGACAGAAUCCUCAUUUGCUUUGGCCAACAAGAAGAUAUUUCACUUGUAGCAAAGAAGUACCUGCUAUUUCUCCUCCCUGAUUUGGUGAUUGUGUCGUUCUUGUGCCCUUUAAAGUACUACUUGAGUGCACAGAGCAUCACCAUCCCGAUCAUGCUAAGCACAGCUCUGGCCGUCGCUCUUCAGGUGCCGAUGAACUUGUUGCUCUAUAAGGCUAGAGGAGUUGAAGGGGUUGCCAUGGCUUUCUGGAUGACAGACUUUACAAUCAUGUUUCUGCUAGAUGUUUAUGUGGUGAUAUCUGAAAACUGGAAGAGCCGGAGAUGGGCGGAGGGAGGGUGGUGGGAGCAAAGCACCGGCGACUGGAAACAGCUAAUUAAGCUGGCCGUACCCUGCUGCCUGACUGUCAGCCUUGAGUGGUGGUGCUAUGAAAUAUUGGUUCUCCUCACUGGCCGCCUCCAUAACGCAAAGCAGGCAGUGGGGAUUAUCACCAUUCUGUUCAACUUCGAUUAUGUGCUUUACUCCGUGAUGCAGUCCCUGGCCACGGCUGCUUCCGUUCGCGUGUCGAAUGAGCUCGGCGCAAAUAAUGCAGCCAUGGCGCGAAUCUCGGCGUCUGUGUCACUGGGCUUAGGCGUGAUCUCCGGCAUUCUUGGCAGUUUGGCGACGGUUGGAGCCAGGGGAUUCUGGGGAGCUCUGUUCACUCAUGAAAAAGGGAUUACCAGAGGCGUAAAGAAGAUGAUGCUAAUAUUGGCUGUAAUGGAGAUAGUCAACUUUCCUUUGGCAGUUUCCAGCGGAAUAGCCCGGGGAACGGCCAGACCAUUGGUAGGGACGUAUGCCAGUGUCUGUGGAUUCUACCUGCUGGCCUUACCUCUGGGGGUGAUCUUAGCUUUCAAGCUCCAUCUUGGGCUCACCGGAUUGUUUGUCGGAUUCAUCGCCGGAGUUACUGUUUGUCUGGUGGUCUUGGUGGUGUUCAUUGCCAGGAACAACUGGGAUGAAGAAGCUAAAAAGGCACAAAUACUUGCCUGCUGCACAGAUGAAGAAGAAGAAGCUGCCAAUGAUGACAAAUCAGAAACACUUCCCAACUGCACAGAUUAAGAAAUCAUCCCUUUUAAUGAGAAAAUUAUGUUUCAUCAUAAAAUAUGUUCUUCCAAAUUACAGAAUAUAACAGAAUAAUCAUCCAUAUUUAACAUGA
Molecule: messenger RNA, 1712 nt
Organism: Ipomoea triloba (trilobed morning glory)
Lineage: Eukaryota; Viridiplantae; Streptophyta; Magnoliopsida; Solanales; Convolvulaceae
Product: protein DETOXIFICATION 56
Exons: 1
Coding region: 143-1615 (490 amino acids)
Biological process (GO): xenobiotic detoxification by transmembrane export across the plasma membrane
Cellular component (GO): membrane
Molecular function (GO): antiporter activity; xenobiotic transmembrane transporter activity
Source: RefSeq, a predicted model, not a curated record